CCAACCUUGAACCUUUCCUCACUGAAUCAUCACAACUCAGCACCAGUCCCACAACACAAAGGAAGCCACCCUUGCAUUCCCUUUGAAUUGUCCGCCUCCUUGGAGUCUUACAAGUCCCAAAAUCAGAUAGAAACACAGCCAUUCAUUAGAUAAGGCUUUGAACAAUCUAAAAAUCCCAUCUUUUCAGCCGAUUAAGCCCUAUCCGGCUAUCCCAGAAACAAAACCCGCAAAGUUUUUGUUUUUGUUUUUGUUAGUUCUACUUAAUGUGUUACGUGCUUAUCCCAGAAGUGAAUUAACAAGAUAGACUUUUGUUAUUCAUUUUUCUGGAGGCUGCAUGAGUAGGCAGGAUUUUGACAAAGGGUGCCUCUUCAAAUUGUGGAGCUUGAAAAUAUUGCAGCUUAAGAAGCAUCCAUGGCUAUGGUCACAGUCUUUCCUCUGUCUUCCUAUGGUUUCAGUCACUCAAAACGGCAAGCUUGUCUAUCGGCACCGCCUACUUCUGGAGUUCGCCAUCGCCUCGCUUCUUGCAGAUGGUUGAAUUUUAGUUCUCCUUGUGGUAUUCGCAGGUUUCAAAAUUUACAAAGUAGCUGUUCAAUUACAAACACUGAUGUAGACUUUAGUCAUCUUGGUACUGGUGAUGAGUCCCCACAAGAUUUGUUGGCUGAUGAGUCCUGCUGUUCUGCUCCAAUCGUUCAUCUUAAACCUGAUAUUCUUGACACUGAAUCUUUGGGGUUAUUGGAUGAAGGGGCUUAUGUCGAUAGCCUUUUGACAGUAUUGCCUGUUCUAUCGGCAGAGGAGCAGAAUGCCCUUGCAGCAACUCCAGCCCAUCCAGCAGGAUUAUAUGCUUGUUAUGCUAGUUGCCUGGCUGGAAAUUUAGUGGAACAGCUUUGGAAUUUCGCUUGGCCUUCUGCUAUUGCAUUGCUUCAUCCAAGCCUUCUUCCAGUAGCAGUCAUGGGAUUCUUCAGCAAGACUGCAAUCAUUGUUGGAGGUCCUGUGGUUGGCAAACUGAUGGAUAAUUCUCCCCGUGUACCAGCAUAUAUAAGCUUGAAUGUUGUCCAGGCUGCUGCCCAGUUGCUAUCUGCAGCAUUGAUAAUUCAUGCCCAUACUUUUCCUCCACCUUCAGCAUCAUCCAUGCUUCUCCAUCCGUGGUUUUCUGCACUAGUGUUAGCAGGGGCUGUUGAGAGGUUAUCUGGAGUAGCAUUGGGGGUUGCUAUGGAGCGUGACUGGGUUGUGCUGCUGGCAGGAAUCAAUAGACCAAUUGCCCUUGCUCAAGCAAAUGCUAUUCUUAAUCGAAUUGAUCAUCUCUGUGAGAUUACUGGAGCAUCACUAUUUGGCAUCCUUCUCUCUAAGUAUGACCCUGUAAUCUGCUUGAAGUUUGCUGCUGGUCUAAUGAUAUGGUCAUUACCGAUUAUGAUUGGUCUCACUUGGUUGACCAAUAAGCUUUCUACUGGUGUUCUUGACCGCCCUAAAUCCAGUGGAGGACAUUUGGAUGACAAUGACAGUAUAGUGGAUGUGGGCUUCGAGGCUAUCAAGCUUGGUUGGAAAGAGUACAUGCAGCAGCCAGUUCUUCCUGCAAGCCUGGCCUAUGUGCUCCUCUACUUCAAUGUUGUUCUCGCUCCAGGUAGUCUGAUGACAGCGUUUUUAACACAGCGAGGUUUGAAUCCAUCUAUCAUUGGGGGAUUCAGUGGACUAUGUGCUUUUAUGGGUGUUGCUGCAACAUUUGUUUCUGCAAACCUGGUCAAGAAAUUUGGCAUUUUAAAGGCUGGAGCAGUAGGAUUGAUAUUUCAGGCUUCACUUCUUGCUGUAGCUGUUGCUGUAUACUGGAGUGGAUCUCUUUCACAGCAGAGUCCCCUUAUUUUCUUCUUAGGACUGAUAGUAUUGUCAAAAUUGGGACACUUGUCGUUUGACGUUGUUGGGGCACAGAUUCUUCAAACUGGAAUCCCAUCAUCCAAAGCUAAUCUUAUUGGGACAACAGAGAUUUCCGUUGCAAGUCUGGCAGAGUCUGUAAUGUUGGGAGUUGUAAUUAUUGUGAAUGAUGCUUCACAUUUUGGAUUUCUAGCAUUGCUGUCUCUCUUAUCAGUGGUUGGGGCGGCAUGCAUAUUCUGCCGUUGGUUAGUGAAUCCGACAGCUGAACAAAGAAGUCUUUUUUCUUUCGAUCGUGAAUUUUAAUUCUGCCGCUGGUGCUGUGUCAGAUACUCAAAGGUGCUAAAAGGGCCUCUGUUGACUCUUGAAUAGGAGCCAAGGUACAUUAUAUUCUAGCUUUCACAGAAUCCACACAUGAAUUCAACAGAAGCCUAGGCCGCAUAGCAUAUCUUCUCAACUGAAAACUUUGUUUCCUUGCUGGUUUUUCCUGAUUGUAUUAAUUCAUCACUAUAAAAGCCUAUGACAUCCUCGUCUCAUCACAUCAUGUACUUUACCAGUUUCAACUUUGUACAAACAUUUGAAUAGUUAUAUGUAUAGCAUUGAUUCAUUGUACAUCAUUAAUCACAGCAAUGAAACAACUCUGGAUUCUCAAAA
Messenger RNA from Tripterygium wilfordii, 2514 nucleotides. Its product is annotated as solute carrier family 40 member 3, chloroplastic-like. Bases 412 to 2166 code for a protein of 584 amino acids. Gene Ontology annotation, biological process: iron ion transmembrane transport. Gene Ontology annotation, cellular component: membrane. NCBI's taxonomy places the organism in Eukaryota, Viridiplantae, Streptophyta, Magnoliopsida, Celastrales, Celastraceae. Gene Ontology annotation, molecular function: iron ion transmembrane transporter activity. The transcript has 14 exons. The record is from RefSeq and is a predicted model, not a curated record.